AUGAAGGCUAGCAUAAUAGGGUUAUGGGCGCUCAGCUCGCUCAUUGGGGUAUCAAACGGCCUAAAUAAUAUGGAAGGCUCGCGGGAGCGCACAAAUGCGUCAAUGUCUGGGGUAGAUGUAAAUUCAGGGAGCGAUAUAAGCAUAGAGACCGCGGUUGUGGGUGCUGCGGCGAACGGGCAGGGUGCUGUGGGCGGGGUUGCGGACGAACGGCGCGGGCUUGUGUCGCUAGCGGCGCCCGCCAAGUACCCGUAUAUGGAGCACCUGGGGCUGCGGCCGCUGCCUCGCAACGCGCUGCUGGCAUCGCUGCAGUUCUACAUGCAAUCCAACUCGUUCCAGGUGGGGAAGCAGCAGGACGGUUCGGACUAUAACCACUACACCGUGUUCCCCAAGUCGAUCACGCCGGUGAUGGAGAACACGCAGACGCGGCAGCUGCACCUGCGGUUCACGCACGGGCUGUGGGACCACGAGAACUGGGGCCAGCUUCCGCACGCGGGGGCGAAGUCCGGGGGCUCUGGGGUCGAGCUGUGGGCGGUGAUGGAGGCGGGUAGCCGGGACGAGGCAUUUCGGAACUGGCUGCUGAUGACGCACUCGCUGAGCGGCCUCUUCUGUGCAUCAAUCAACUUCAUAGACUCGACCAAGACGACGUUCCCGGUCUCGUCUUUCCAGCCGCGCACGGACGAGCGGAUCCCGCUGCUGAACGGUACCAACCAUCUCUACCUCCUGCGCGGCUCGCUGGCCAAUGAGCCGGUGUGCACUGAGAACCUGACUCCGUUUCUGAAGCUGCUCCCCACCCGCGGCAGGCAGGGCUUGUCCACGCUGCUUGAGGGCCACAAGGUUUUUGGCUCGCGGUGGCACUCGCUCUCGCUCGACGUGUCCACGAUCUGCUCUGAGGAGGGUUUGUGUCACUAUGAAAUGGAGGAGUUUAUAGAACUGGCCUUGGACGUGCCCAGCACGCUUGCGCGUGUGGAACGGCCGAUUCCAAAGCCAUUGGAUGGUUCGAACUUGCGCUGUGACACCUCCAAGCACCAUGACAGCUGGACCUGCUUUCCGCUUUCGGAUAGCACGAGCGCCAAGAUAGAGCUGUCAAAGUUGUUUGGGCGCUAUAUUAUGGAUGCUACUGAGCUCUCGGACACUCCUUCCAAGGCUUGCGUUAAGGUCUCCGACAACUGGAAGGUGCUCAUAAAGGCGGGCGACGCAUAUUUUACCACCGCAACUAACUGUUUUGACGUGAAGGGCAAGAAGUGGCACGACAUCUACCUAGAUACCGACGAUACAACGAAGGUGUACCCCGUUGACAGCUCGCCCGUGUUUGUCACGAGAUCUUUGACGGGGUACUCGCAAGACAAGGGCGGUCUCCGCACGGUUUUCAGAAACCCCACGGACCAGCCCGUUAGUCUGGUGUAUUUCGAAUCUCUCCCAUGGUACAUGCGCCUGUACCUGUCGACAGUCAAGAUCGAAACAGACGACAACCUGUCGAUUAACGAUGUCAUCAAGUCGACCUACUACCUGCCAGCGCGGGACCGAGAGAGGCCUACACACUUGGAAUACCAGAUGGUCAUUCCCGCAAACACGACGUUUGCUCUGACCUAUCAGUUUGACAAGUCGCUGCUUCAGUAUGCUGAGUAUCCUCCCGAUGCGAACCACGGUUUUGAAAUUGAGUCAGCAGUGGUCACCGUUCUCUCGCCGUUCAAAUACGAGUUCAGAACUGCUACUCUGCUACUAUCGCUAUCCACCCCUGACUUUAGCAUGCCAUACAAUGUCAUCAUACUGACAUCGACCGUCAUGGGUCUCAUAUUUGGCACACUGUUUAACAUGCUCGUAAAGAAGAUCACUACCGUAGAGGAGGCUGACAAGCACAUGCAACACUCUGGGCUGAGGGCGAGAGCUCGCAGCAUCAAGCAAAAUCUCUUUGACAAGCUUGGCUCGCAAAAACUAAAGAAAGACUGA
Molecule: messenger RNA, 1947 nt
Organism: Eremothecium gossypii ATCC 10895
Lineage: Eukaryota; Fungi; Ascomycota; Saccharomycetes; Saccharomycetales; Saccharomycetaceae
Gene: GPI16
Product: GPI-anchor transamidase subunit GPI16
Exons: 1
Coding region: 1-1947 (648 amino acids)
Biological process (GO): attachment of GPI anchor to protein
Cellular component (GO): GPI-anchor transamidase complex
Source: RefSeq, marked provisional